Dissoconium aciculare CBS 342.82 is the source of this 858-nucleotide messenger RNA. RefSeq names its product Metallo-hydrolase/oxidoreductase. The coding region runs from base 1 to 858 and encodes 285 amino acids. The transcript has a single exon. NCBI's taxonomy places the organism in Eukaryota, Fungi, Ascomycota, Dothideomycetes, Mycosphaerellales, Dissoconiaceae. The record is from RefSeq and is a predicted model, not a curated record.
AUGUCUGAUCUACGCGCAGCAGUCUUUGUGGCAAAGCCAAUCCCGUUUGAGCGUGAUGGUGUCCCAGGUCACUGGUCGCCAACAUCCUGCACCUUGAUCUACGACUCUGAAAGCGCUCUCCUCGUGGACACGGGCAUCGACAUUGAACAGGGCAAGGAGCUGGGCGCCUGGAUCAAGAUGAUUGCGCCCGGCCGGAAGCUCGAGACCAUCUACAUCACUCACGGUCAUCCGGACCAUUGGCUUGGCGUGCCCUUGAUCUUGCAGGAGUUUCCUGAUGCCAAGGUCCUGGCCACGCCGGGGACGAUCAAGCACGCCAGAGAAUCCGUCCAUCCACCUGUCUUUGCGCAGGUCUGGGGCGCGUGGUUCGGAGAUCGCAUCUACCAACCCUUCACCUUCCCGGAGUCCCUUCCGGAGGAUAACAAGAUCCUGCUGAAUGGGAAGUGGACGCUCGAAGCCAUCGAAGUGGGCCACAGUGAUACAAACGACACCACUAUCCUCUGGGUCCCCGACUUGAAGCUCGUCGUAGCCGGAGAUGUGAUUUAUGGGCAGGUCCAUCAGAUGUUGGCGCUCGCCACGAAGCGAGAGCAGCGCGAUGAAUGGUUGAGGGCGAUUGAUAUCGUGGAGAGCUUGAAUCCCUCCUACGUGAUUGGAGGUCAUCAGCAGGCUGAGGAGGUCCAGGGUUCGUGGAAUGUGGCAGCCACUCGCAAGUACAUCCAGGACUUUGAGCGGCUGUUAGCCGAGGUUAAGGGUCGUGAUGGCAAACGCCAGGAUCUAUUCGAUGCGAUGAUCAAGCUCUAUGGCGAUCGAGCGAAUCCGAUGGUGUUGCACUGGAGCGUCGCUUCCUAUUUCGACUCAUAG